This is a messenger RNA of Theobroma cacao (cacao), 1558 nucleotides long. NCBI's taxonomy places the organism in Eukaryota, Viridiplantae, Streptophyta, Magnoliopsida, Malvales, Malvaceae. The record is from RefSeq and is a predicted model, not a curated record.
CCACAUGGCCUCAUUGCCAAUUAUUAUAAUAUAUUCUUAAAUGCUCUCGCUUUCACUUCCCUAAUUACCCUCUGCAAAGUCUCAGUAUAUAUGUAUGAAUGGAUCUGAAUCCUUCUACGGAUACGGAAGCUCUUCAGUCCCACUCCCGCGUCUCUACUGUGAUCCAUCUGCUAUUACUGAUUACUCAAUGAUGAUGUUCGUAUGAUGAUAUGAAAUACUAGUAGAAAAAAGACUUGCAUUCAAUCAAAUUACCAUAUAUUCUGUGAUUUAUAUUUGUGGGAGUUGAGAUGGAGAAAUAUGAGGUGGUCAAAGAUUUGGGAGCCGGGAAUUUUGGGGUGGCCAGACUCUUGAGACACAAGGAGACCAAGGAGCUUGUUGCUAUGAAAUAUAUUGAGAGAGGCCACAAGAUAGAUGAGAAUGUGGCAAGAGAGAUUAUCAAUCACAGAUCUCUGAGACACCCCAAUAUUAUCCGGUUCAAGGAGGUAGUUCUGACUCCUACACAUUUAGUAAUUGUCAUGGAGUAUGCUGCCGGUGGUGAGCUCUUUGAACGGAUUUGCAGUGCCGGUAGAUUCAGUGAAGAUGAGGCUAGAUAUUUUUUCCAGCAGUUGAUCUCAGGUGUCAAUUACUGUCAUUCCAUGCAAAUAUGCCAUAGAGAUCUGAAAUUAGAAAAUACACUUUUAGAUGGAAGUCCUGCACCACGCUUGAAAAUUUGUGAUUUUGGUUACUCUAAGUCAUCUCUGUUGCAUUCGAGACCCAAAUCAACAGUUGGAACUCCAGCAUAUAUAGCACCAGAAGUUCUAUCUCGACGAGAAUACGACGGAAAGUUGGCAGAUGUAUGGUCCUGCGGAGUUACCCUCUACGUUAUGUUGGUGGGAGCAUAUCCUUUUGAAGACCAAGAAGACCCAAGGAAUUUUCGGAAAACAAUUCAGCGAAUAAUGGCUGUUCAGUACAAAAUUCCGGAUUAUGUUCAUGUAUCUCAAGAUUGCAGGAACCUACUCUCUCGCAUAUUUGUUGCAAAUCCAUCCAGGAGAAUCACAAUUAAGGAAAUAAAAAAUCAUCCUUGGUUUUUGAAGAACUUGCCAAGAGAACUAACCGACACAGCUCAAGCUUCUUAUUAUCGGAGAGAUAACCCUGCAUUUUCUCUUCAAAGUGUGGAGGAGAUAAUGAAAAUAGUUGAAGAGGCAAGAAGUCCACCUCCAUCAUCUGUGCCAGUCAAGGGCUUUGGCUGGGGGCAAGAUGAUGAUGAAGAGGAAGAUGUCGAUGCAGAAGUGGAAGAAGAUGAUGAAGAUGAAUAUGAUAAGCAGGUCAAGGAAGUCCAUGCAAGUGGAGAAUAUCAAAUCCAUUAAGCAAUGUAAUCUUUAACCAACAGUUAUGUAAUAAAAAUCUUGGCUUUAAGAUAGUUUUGUAUGAUAGCAGAUAACUGUUGGCUCAGUACUAAAAAUAUCAUUGUUCGAAUAAGAUCUCAAACUUUAUCAGUAAGUUAUAUAAUGUAAUUUUACCUGGAUUUUGCAAUGGAUUGCGGGUGAAUGAGGAAUGAAAUCGUCUUGUUAUUUGAAAA